Messenger RNA from Pungitius pungitius (ninespine stickleback), 3339 nucleotides. RefSeq names its product inactive dipeptidyl peptidase 10. Gene Ontology annotation, biological process: proteolysis; regulation of potassium ion transmembrane transport. Gene Ontology annotation, molecular function: potassium channel regulator activity; serine-type peptidase activity. The record is from RefSeq and is a predicted model, not a curated record. The transcript is spliced from 25 exons. Gene Ontology annotation, cellular component: voltage-gated potassium channel complex; plasma membrane. Bases 98 to 2467 code for a protein of 789 amino acids. NCBI's taxonomy places the organism in Eukaryota, Metazoa, Chordata, Actinopteri, Perciformes, Gasterosteidae.
CAAGAAGCAGCAUGCAGAAAAAGCUCCGCAAGACAACACUACAGCCGCUCGACGGGUGUUGAAGCUCCGGAGGCAGCAGAGCUUGUUGCGGAUUACAAUGAUUGCCACAACUCAACAAAACAUGACUACGGAGCUGGACCUGGGGAGUUCAGAUGGUCCCCCGCGGAACUGGAAGGGCAUAGGAAUAGCCAUGGUGGUGAUCCUGGCUGUUAUGUCACUGGUUAUUCUCUCUGUCAUCCUCCUCACGCCCGAUGAAUCUCACUUAUUACUCCGCUCCCAUCUCACUAUGGAGGAUCUGGAGAGGGCCGAGUUCAAAGUUCACAACCCUUGUGCGGCAUGGUUGAACGAGAACGAAGUGGCUCUCCGUACGAGAGAAGGACAAGUCCUGUCGUUUACCCUCAACAGCAACAUCACCUCGACUCUCGUGGACAACAGCUCCCUGGACCUGACCACUACUAAAUUUGAAGUGUCUGCAGACAAGACGUCUGUCCUCCUGGCGUAUAACAUUCGACCGGUGUUCUCUCAGUCCUUCACAGCCUCCUAUGCUAUCUACAAUGUGGCCGAUGGGAAUCUGCUUGAGCUUAAUCCCCCGGAGAGGGAGAAGGCAGUGCUACAGUACGCUUCCUGGGGGCCUCAGGGGAGCCAGCUGGCCUACGUGUUUGACGGAGAUAUCUACUACAGGCCGAGUGUGAACAGCAAAGACCUGCGCCUCACAACCACCGACCUGGAGCAGAACGUGGUGAACGGGCUCUCUGACUGGACUUAUGAAGAGGAAGUGCUUCUGACAUACGUGGCCCACUGGUGGUCCGGGGACGGGGCCCGGCUGGCGUACCUCGCCAUUAACAACUCUGCCACACCUGUGAUGGAAAUACCUCACUUCCUCGGUGGUCUCUACCCCUCCAAUGUGCUCUUCCCCUACCCCAAGGCUGGGUCAAGUAUCCCAUCGGUCAGUCUGUUUGUGGUGAAUCUGUACGGUCCAGCUCACACUCUGGAGAUGAUGCCUCUGGACUCCCUCAGGGCCAGAGACAGCUACAUCUCCAUGGUGACCUGGAUCAGCAGCACCCGCCUCGCGGUUCGUUGGCUGAAUCGUGCCCAGAACCAAUCGGUGCUCUGCGUGUGCGAGGCCACCACGGGGGCUUGCUCAGAGAAGCACAAAAUGGCCAUGGACAUAAUGCAAAACGACCGACAGGAUGUGCCGUUGUUUUCAGCAGACGGCUCUGUGUUUUAUACCAUUUUGCCAGCCAAGCAGGGCGCUCGAGGAGAGUUUCACCAUAUUGCUGGUCUUUCCGCACAGGCUGCCAUCCCCUCCGUCCCCGCUCGCUUCUUGACGUCCGGGAGCUGGGACGUCGUUUCGCUCUGUGCCCUCGACAAGAAGGCUGGAAAAAUCUAUUUCCUCAGUGCAGAGGAAUCUCGACAGAGCAGACACCUGUACAGUGUGGACCUGGAUGGAGUGUUUCAGCGCCGGUGCAUCUCCUGUACUCUUAUAGACGGAUGCCGCUUCUUUAAAGCUGAAUUCAGCCCCGAUCAAACCUACUUCAUCCUCUAUUGUCUAGGCCCUGGAAUACCUAAAGUGACGGUUCACAGUACAAAGGACCCCUCCAGAUAUGUCAUUUUGGAGGAUAACGGUCCUCUGUCUAAAGCUCUGGAGGACAAGAGACUUCCUGAGACUCUGUUCAGGACACUUCCGGCAGACAACCAUGAUCUACACCUGAAACUAUCCCUACCUCAGGGUUACGAGGCCAACCUGCACCCCCUCCUCGUCCUUGUGGACGGGGUGCCUGGCAGUCAGUCGGUGACGGAGGAGUUUUCCCUCGACUGGCCUCAGGUCCUCUCCGGCACUCACAAUGUGGCCUUGGCCUGGGUGGACGGGAGGAGUGGGGUCGGCCGCGGACAGAAGACCACCACCGUUGAUCCGCGCAAGCUUGGCUCAGUUAGAGUCAAAGAUUAUCUUGGAGUUGUAGAGCUAUUGAUGCAACUGCCUUACAUUGAUGAUCGACGGAUAGUCCUCUAUGGCAAGGCAUUUGGCGGAUAUUUAACCCUGAAGAUGCUAACUGCUACAGAUAAGGUCUUUCAAUGCACGGCCGCUGUGGCACCAAUAACUGACUUCAGGCUUUAUAGUGCUGCAUUCUCAGAGAGGUAUCUGGGCCUUCCAGCUAAGGAGGAGCAUGCUUACUCGACUGCUUCAUUGCUGGAGGAGGUUAACAAGCUAAAAGAUCAGAAUUUCCUUAUUCUCCACGGAACCGCAGACGCGAGGGUACACUUCCAGCACAGCGCAGAACUCUUGAGCCGACUGGUGAAGGUAGAAGCCAAUUAUACACUGCAGCUGUAUCCCGAUGAGGGCCACGUUCUGAGGGAGGCGCACAGCAUCCAGCACUUCCAGCGGACGGUGGUGAACUACCUCCAAUCCUGCUUGAAGCACAGCACCUUCCUAGAACCCGUAGAGGAUGACGAGGAGGAAGAUGACUGAGCCCAGAGCCCCUUCCUGCCGUCUCUAAGGACUAUCUUUGGACUGGAGGCCAUCUUAUGCAUCACCUUGGGUUCAGAUUACCAGGCACAAGAGCAAAGGAGUGGGGACCAAACAUCAUAUCACGUCCUUCAACUUCUGGAAAAUAUUUUUGCACAAAUUUAUGUUUUCUGUUAUACUGUGUGACAGUUUGUUUACAAAAUGUACUUCAGCUAGUGUGUAAAAAAAGGCUACUGAUUCUGCCACACCUUUACAAAGAUUUUGAAACGUGCAUGUCGUACUGGCUGCAUGAUGUGGAUUAGUUUACAUAGAGUUGACCUGGGUUUUGCAGAUUUAUAUUUCACCCAUUAGGGUUAAAAUUAUGAAAUCUGCCAGCAACAGGGAAUAUAUUAGGGAAAAAUCCUUAUUACUGGAUCAUGAUUUGUACAAGUUCCAUUCCUACAAAGUAAGAAUGUACAAUACAUACAAGAUAUUUUAAUACUGAACUAUAAGAUAACAUGCAACUUGACCCCGCUGGUCACAGACUCAUCAGAUUCUAUAUGAUAAAUCUGGGUUAUUUCAGGUCUUUUGAACAAUGUAUUUCCUGCUUAAAUGACCCAUAUGGAUUAUUUCUAAUGUGCCAAAUUUAUUUUGGGGACUUGGGGACUAUUCACUUGUUGUUUUGCAUCACUUGCAUUUUGUGAUUAAGUGAGCAACUGUGACCAAUAACACCACAAGCUCUGGUUCAAGGACGAUUGCAAGAGCGUCUUUUUUUACUGUAUUUCAAAGUACAGUAUGUUUCUGUUUCGCUACAUUACAUCAUUUAAAAAACAUUGUGAAGUGCAGAAAUAAAUGAGUCUGGGUCUUGACUAUUAAACUAUCAACCAAAUCAUAAA